This is a messenger RNA of Aspergillus costaricaensis CBS 115574, 561 nucleotides long. RefSeq lists its product as uncharacterized. NCBI's taxonomy places the organism in Eukaryota, Fungi, Ascomycota, Eurotiomycetes, Eurotiales, Aspergillaceae. Gene Ontology annotation, cellular component: mitochondrion. The transcript has 3 exons. Gene Ontology annotation, molecular function: oxidoreductase activity. The record is from RefSeq and is a predicted model, not a curated record. Bases 60 to 488 code for a protein of 142 amino acids.
CCACCAUCUACCUACCAACAUAUACUCAAUUCAAUCCAAUUAAACCCAAUCCAUCCAAAAUGGUCUUCCGCUUCGCAAAAACCCUCGACCCAAUAACCCUCUUCCACGCCCCCAACCUCUCCAGCAGCAAAUCCGCCCUGUCCAUCCUCCAACGCGCCUCCACAACAGCAGCAAGCACGACAGGCACUCCCCGCGGCGAAUUCCAGCUGGAGGUGAGCACUGCGCCGCCGACGAACGACCAGUUGCGGAAUAUUCUCGAGUAUGUAUCUGGAAGUGGAGUGUCCGGGAGUGGUGCGGGGAUUGGGAAGGUGUAUGGUGUGGGCGAGGUGGUGAGGGGGGCGAGGGAUGCGGAGGAUGCGGUUAAGAGGUUUAAGGCGGAUCCUGAAGGGACGUUUGUUAGACCUAUUACAGUCGAUUGGACGAAAGGACAGGCUGUGGUUGGGGAUAAUGAGUCGGAGAUUCUCAAAAUGGUGCAGGAGUUGGAGUGAAGGGAUUGACUAUUCUGAUUCUAGUAUACUGCACUCAUGCAGGUCUACCAUAGCUGUAUCAUACACAACUCCU